Molecule: messenger RNA, 896 nt
Organism: Phytophthora sojae
Lineage: Eukaryota; Oomycota; Peronosporomycetes; Peronosporales; Peronosporaceae
Exons: 2
Coding region: 16-726 (236 amino acids)
Source: RefSeq, a predicted model, not a curated record
CCCAACGCAGCGAUCAUGAUGCGCAAGGUGACCUUCGAGCUGGGCCGCUGCGUCCGCGAGACCGGCCAGGCGCUGGACCGCCUCGGCCUGCGCGUGCUGAACGACAACUCCUUCAAGGAGAAGUUCUCGCGCCACCGCCAGGUGAUGGCCCUGUACGACAAGCGGCCGAAGAUCGCGCACGACGUGUGGGUGGCCCCCAACGCCACGGUCGUGGGCGACGUGGAGAUCUGCAACGACGCGUCGGUCUUCUACAACGUGGUCAUCCGCGGCGACCUCAACCAGGUGCGCAUCGGCAACCGCACCAACGUGCAGGACCGCACGGUCAUCCACACGGCCAGCUCCACCUCUCCCGGCCUGGCCCCGGGCGCCAACAUCGGCAACGACGUGACCAUCGGCCACGGCUGCACGCUCUACUCGUGCACGGUUGAGAACAACGCGCUCAUCGGCAUGGGCUCCAUCAUCCUGGACGGCGCCCUGGUCGAGUCCAACACCGUCAUCGCCGCGGGCAGCGUCGUGCCUCCUGGACGCCGCAUCCCGUCGGGCCAGCUUUGGGCCGGCAACCCGGCCAAGUACGUGCGCGACCUCUCGGACGACGAGGUGGCCGACAUCACCAAGCAGGCCAGCGAGUACAAGAGCAUCGCCAGCACCCACAGCGACGAGUUCCUGCCCUACGGCACGGCCUACCUGGACGCCGAGAAGAUCAAGGCUGCCGGCGGCCACCUGUAGAGAGGAGUCUCUUGAGUCACUCUUUUUCCUCCCCUCCCUUAGGUGAGAGGAAGAGGUCGCUCGCGCCUCUGUAAGCAUGGAAUGCUCGUGUCUCGUUACUUUUUAAGCGAAGCAGGAACAACUCUCCACCCCCAUUUACAAGAAAAUACAAGCCACAAACAAAAAUGUGU